CACCCUUUUCAGAAAUCAGUUGCCAGUGAAUUCUGUCGGAGCCUGUUCUGCAGCACUGUUCUGUGAAGUGGCACGGUCCGGUUACAGCUGGUGCUGCCAGGCUCCAGACGAGAGAGGCGAAUGGAGUGCUGUGGGAAUUAGGGUGCCUUCACCAGGAGGUGGUGUUUCAGGCAAAUGGGGAGAACCUGUCAGAGACACGCAGAAGGAUUCAAAAGUUCAAGACUGACUGCGAGUCUGCUGUGGCCAGAGUGGGGUAAUUUAUGGUCCAGGCAGCUUUACUUAAACACCUUUCCAGCGGCUUCCAUUUUGACAUCGAAGACUUUUCCCAGCAAUGGCCCUUUGUCACCUCCAGGAACCAGAGACAACCAUCAUUUUACCAGCUUGGCUUGUGCACUUCAGACACAAUGCAGUAUUUCUUCUCCCAGUAACUGGAUGGGCCAACAGUACAGAUCCUAUAGUUUCUUCACUAAAUUGACAGCAGAUGAGCUAUGGAAAGGUGCUUUAGCAGAGAGUGGUGCUGGAGCAAGAAAAGGAAGAGGCAAAAGAACUAAGAAAAAGAGAAGAAAGGAUUUGAACAGGGGUCAGAUCAUUGGUGAAGGACGUCAUGGCUUCCUCUGGCCUGGUCUGAAUAUCCCUCUUAUGAGAAAUGGUGCUGUACAGACCAUUGCCCAGAGGAGCAAGGAAGACCAGGAAAAGGUGGAGGCCGAUAUGGUCCAGCAGAGAGAAGAGUGGGACCGGAGGAGGAAGAUGAAGGUUAAACGGGAGCGAGGAUGGAGUGGAAACACAUGGGGAGGCGUCAGUCUUGGUCCCCCGGAUCCUGGUCCCAAUGGAGAAACAUAUGAUGAUUUUGAUACCAGGAUACUUGAGGUGAGAAAUGUUUUCAAUAUGACAGCAAAAGAGGGAAGAAAGAGAUCAGUCCGUGUCCUGGUCGCUGUGGGGAAUGGCAAAGGAGCUGCAGGUUUUGCCAUUGGGAAAGCCACUGAACGGGCAGAUGCUUUCAGAAAAGCAAAGAACAGAGCAGUUCACUAUCUGCAUUACAUAGAGCGAUAUGAAGACCAUACAAUAUACCAUGAUAUUUCUUUAAAAUUUAAAAGGACGCAUAUCAAGAUGAAGAAACAACCCAGAGGCUACGGUCUCCACUGCCACCGGGCCAUCAUGACCAUCUGCCGGCUCAUUGGCAUCAAAGACUUGUACGCCAAGGUGUCUGGCUCUGUCAACAUGCUCAACCUCACCCGGGGCCUCUUCCUUGGGCUCUCCCGCCAGGAAACCCAUCAACAACUGGCUGAUAAGAAGAGUCUCCAUGUUGUGGAAUUCCGGGAGGAAUGUGGCCCUCUGCCCAUCGUGGUUGCCUCCCCCCAGGGAGCCUUGAGAAAGGAUCCAGAGCCAGAAGAUGAGGUUCCAGACAUCACACUGGACUGGGAAGAUGUGAAGGCCGCUCAGGGAAUGAAGCGCUCUGUGUGGUCGGGUUUAAAGAGAGCCGCCACCUAGGCUUCCCUCUGGCCUGGCUCAGCCCAGGGAGAGGGCUCAGCCCUUCAUACCCAGGGAGAGACUCAGCCCUGGGAGAGACUCAGCCCUUCAUACCCAGGAUUCUCAAUUUUUUUUUUUUUAAACUGGAAAGGCCAAUGUUAAACUUCUUUAUUUACAAAUAAUAAAUAAUUAUAGAUUUAAUUGAUUGAGCAUGUCAUAUAUACCAAUCAUUGUGGUAGGUAUUUUAUGUAUGUAUCUUAGUUCAAAACUAUUUUAAAUAUUCAUUUAAAUUAGCAAAAAUCAAAUUAAUUAGGGAGGCAGGGCUUAUACUCUAACCUAAUAAAAAAAUAAUGUGCAGUCAAGUUAUAGUUACUUGACUAUAGUCACACAGCUAGAAAGCAGAGGAAAAUGGGCAGAACUCGUUUUCUUUUUGACUUCUCUUUUUAGUAAACCUCUUUGUGUUGACGUUUUAUGGUUACUCUAUAGUUAUUCUGUAGUUACUCUAAGGUUACUCUAGGUAUUACAUUACACCUACAUGACUUAUCACCAGUCUCCUGGUGCUGACUUUUUACCAGUUUGAGUGAAGAUGAGAAACCUUACUUCCCUUUAAAUACCUUUACCUGUCCCUGUUUCUAUAAUUAUUUUAAAAUUUCCUUUGCUUACACUGAGGACCAUAUUAGACGUUAUACUUCUUACUUCAACCAUCAAACAUAAUGGAAAAACCUUUAGAAGAAAAAAAUUUGCCUAUUGUAUUUCCCUAGGUUUUGCUCUUUCAGUCAUUCUUUCCUGAUGUGCUGAGAGUCCUUCCUUUAUCAUUUUGAGCAGGGAAAAGCCAAGUUCUCCUGUGUCUGCUUUUUUACUCUCAUACUACUACCACACUCUCAAGACCUCUGACGCCAGAUAUGGGCGGGCGUGGGGGGGGGGGUUCCCUCACCAAGCGGUCCUCUGCAACACCACCUGUAUGUCUGACAAGUUAACUCAAUUCUGACACCUUCCAUCUGAAGAUAACAUCGAAUUCCACUGGUUAAGGGCUCAGUCCCACAAGACUGCCCUUGUCCCAUUCAAAUGCCAGUCACAAGUGUGGUUGUCAACUGUGCUUCUGACUGAUCAGCUAUAAAUCAUUGGUUCCCAUGAUUUCCUCAUUGUGGUUGAUUCAUUUGCUAGAGUAGCUCAUAGAACGUAGGAAAACAGUUCACUUACUGUUUACCAGUUUAUUAUAAAAGAAUAUGAUGAAGGAUACAGAAGAACUUCCAGAUGGAAGAAAUGCAAAAUUUUUAAAUUUUCAUGAAGUCUAAUUCAUCUUUUUCGUUUGUUGCCUAUAUCUAUGAUGUUCUAUACAAGAAAUUAGCAUUAAAUCCAAUAUUGUGAA
This is a messenger RNA of Sus scrofa (pig), 2836 nucleotides long. NCBI's taxonomy places the organism in Eukaryota, Metazoa, Chordata, Mammalia, Artiodactyla, Suidae. The record is from RefSeq and is a predicted model, not a curated record.